Chroicocephalus ridibundus (black-headed gull) is the source of this 972-nucleotide messenger RNA. It is a transcript of the gene USP50, whose product is annotated as ubiquitin specific peptidase 50. Gene Ontology annotation, biological process: protein K48-linked deubiquitination; endosome organization; protein K63-linked deubiquitination. Gene Ontology annotation, molecular function: cysteine-type deubiquitinase activity. Gene Ontology annotation, cellular component: dendritic spine; midbody; cytosol. The record is from RefSeq and is a predicted model, not a curated record. Lineage: Eukaryota; Metazoa; Chordata; Aves; Charadriiformes; Laridae.
AUGGAGGAGACGCACAGCCAGUGCCCAGGGCUCACCGGCCUGAAGAAUCUGGGCAACACGUGCUACAUGAACGCAAUUUUGCAGUGCCUCUGCAGCGUGCCGCAACUUGUGGAAUAUUUCCUCUCAGGAAAGCACAAAGCAGCCCUACACAAGGAGAAUGGCCAGACUGUGAUUGCCUUUGGCUGUUUGAUGUCCGACAUGUGGCUCGGAGAGUUUGACUGUGUUUCCCCGGAGGUUUUUCAUUCAGCCCUUGAGAAGCGGUACCCAGCUUUUAGGAAGAAGAGUCAGCAGGACGCACAGGAGUUUCUGAUCUGUGUGCUGAAUGAGCUCCACGAGGCUCUCAAGUCAAGCGAAAGACGAUGCGUAACCAAUGCAAAAGCAAGCAGAGGGAGCGUCGGUGAAACAUCUAUUAUCACACAGCUAUUUGAGGGCCAGCUCAGUUACGAGAUCACGUGUCUGGAAUGCAAGAGCACCACCGAGAGACCCGAGAGCUUCACCGUUCUGUCCCUGCCCGUCCCUUCUAAGAGAGCGUGCUCUCUGGAGGACUGUCUCAAAUGCUUCUUUCAGCAAGACACGCUGACUUGGAACAACCAAAUCCACUGUUCCUGGUGUGGAACGAAACAAGAUGCUGUAGUAAAGGGCACCAUUACCAAGGCACCGCAGAUCAUUGUUUUUCACCUAAAGAGGUUUGAAUGGCGAGACAAACACAAAGGGAAACUCUCCACCACCAUCCGCUAUCCACUCAGCAACCUGGACCUCUCUCCUUACGCCGCCCCGCCUUUCUGCAGGGGGGCAGAGUACAGCCUGCGUGCUGUCGUGGUGAGCUUUGCUUUUCCUGCUUCCAUUUGUACUGCCCUGCCCCGUGCAGCUGAUGAAGCCGGUGCUAGCUUGGACUUUAUAUAUGUUUUGUAUAUAUAUGGUUUUCAUCCUUUUUUUUUUUUUUUUUUGCCUGCCGCGGACAUAAUGCAGUGA